UUCAACAGUUUGACGCACAAAGUGAAGAGCUAUCCCCCUCUUCCUCCCCCUCUUCCUCCCCUGCAGGGAUGAAACAAUCUGCAGCGCAUGAAUAGAAAUUAAUUUUUCCCGUGAUGAAUAGACAAAGCAUCUCGCCUCUCUGCGCCCGCGGGACGGCAGAUAAAAGGUGUUUACUGUGAGCGUCUUUUUCAUGACAACAGCGAGCCGAGGGACGUCCUCUCCUCUCGUUCUCCGUGUCAUUGUAUCGCCUGCAAUGCAGAACGUUAAGAAACAGGGAGGUGUUUUUUUAGUCUUCAGAAUGAUCGAGCAGACGAGACAACAGGAAGUGAACUCAGCGUGACUCUCAGCGGGGGGGGCAGGGGUUUAUCAGGAGUGACACUUUUUUAAACAGAGACGGAUGUAUUUGUUAAAGACGUUUGAUUGACAAAGCCAUUAAAUGAACUUCAUGAAGCACAUUUAGGAUUAUUAAACACUAAGAAAAGUGACUUUAAUAAGGAUGCAUCCACUUAAGGAAGACAGUCAUUCCUAACAACGAGCACAACCCGUUUAAAUCUCAAAUGAUCUUCAUCAUGAACGCCUUUCUUGGAAUAUUAUCUUGAAGGAUGUAUGAUGACUUCUCCUGCGUAAAGGAUCUUUCUCAGCAGGGAUUACAAAUUUCAAAAACACUGAAUUUUUGCACAAAAGUUGCCUGAAAUAUAAGAAGGAGAAGACACGCCUGAGGACGUCACAUUUGGAGGUCAAAGGGCGAGCUGGAUUAUCGAUACGGGGUGUCAGUCAUAUCCUGAGGGACCUGCGGAGACAGAGGACGAGUGUGUGACGCCACCAUGGGCUGCAACAUGUGUGUGGUCAAACGUCCGGAGGAGCAGUACAGGAUCAUGUUCCAGCAGAAAGGCUGGAACGACUCCCUGCGGCCGAUGGACAGACAUGGAAACGUGAAGGUCAGAGGACGGAGAGCCUCUCAGCUCCCGCUAGAAAGACCACAAAACUCCCAGGAGCCUUUGCAACAACCGGGGUCGAUCCGCAAGAAUCACAAGCGGAAAGGUACGUUGGUGUGCAGCAGUAAUGGGACCGGCAGCAGCUCCAUCUACUCGGUUGCCAUGGUGUCGAUCCCGGACUGCGUGGAUAACGCCACGCAGACGGACAUCAGCUUCCAGAACAUCGCUCCGCCGGGGAGGAGCAGAGGUCACCACCACCAUCCCCACGGGCGGGGGGGAGGUGGCUCCUCUUCCCCUCCUCCACCUCCCCCCUCUCCCCCAGCGCCUCACCUCGAAGCACCGUAUGGCAUCAACGAGUUCUGUGUGUUCGAGUACAACGACCCCGACGACUACUUCGACGUCUCCAACCACGAGGUGGACCGACAGGACGACCUGGAGUACGAGGAGGUGGAGCUGUACAAAUCCAGUCAGCAGGAGAAGCUCGGGCUGACCGUCUGCUACAGGACGGACGACGAAGAGGAUCUCGGGAUUUACGUUGGAGAGGUGAAUCCGAACAGCAUAGCAGCAAAGAACGGACGCAUCAGAGAGGGGGACCGAAUCCUACAGAUUAACGGAGUGGAUAUUCAGAACAGGGAGGAGGCGGUGGCCAUUUUGACCCGAGAGGACAGCAUCAACUUCUCUCUGCUGCUGGCCAGGCCGGAUAUAGAGAAUGAUAACCCCGCUGGGCUAGAGGAGGAAAUGGACCUGACUCUGGAGGGGGGAGGCUUCCACCAAAACCCAAGAACCUCCUCCGUCACCUCCCCCCUCCCCUCUGGAUAUUACCGCCUCUGCCGGACUGGAGGAGGAGGAGGAGAAAGUGUAGCUGGUGAUGUGGCCGUGGAGGAGGAAGAGGAUGUUGAUGAAGAGGAAGGAGAGAGGGGGGAGAACAGAGAGCCUCCUGUCCCCCUCCCUCCCCUGUUGAGCCUGGCCCCUCUGCUGACCCACAGCCAGGAGCUGGACAGCGGGGUCGGCCGCACCGACGACAGCACCCGCUACGAGUCAGAACACGACCUGCUGGGGGAUCAGACCAGCGCCCCCAACACCAACACCACCAACACCCCCGGCAGCACCCGCAAGUUCAGACCCGGACCCAGCCCCAGGCCAAGUCCCAGACCCAGCCCCGGCCUUGGGCCCAGCCCCGGGCGAGGAGACACCACGCCUCCCUUCCUCCACCUGAGAGACCUCCAGCUCAGCUCCGACUCCCUCCCCGGCCUGGACUGGACGGCUGGAGGAGGAACAGGAGGAGCAGCGUACGGCUCCCACCACCAUCACCACCACAAGCACCACCACCUCCACCACCUUCAGCCUCCUCUGACGAUGAUGAUGCCGGGCCUGACGGAGGAAGAGUGCCACCGCUACCAAGAGCUGCUGGAGAUCAAGUGCCAGUACGAGAAGCAGAACGAAAAAGAGCAAAGAGACGCCGUGAAAAACAAACGGGAGGACACCGGAGAAGCGGUGAACGACCGGGAAGAGAGAAAAGACGCAGAGGAAGAAGCUGCUUUUUCCUCUUCUUCGGUGGUGGUGGAUGUGAACUGCAACCCGGCUUUAAGCGAGCACGAGAUGGCGCUGAUCGAGGAGGAGUUGCGCCACCUGGAGUUCAAGUGCCGCAACAUCCUGCGAGCGCAGAAGAUGCAGCAGCUCAGAGAGAGGUGUCUGAAGGCCUGGAUGAUGGAGGAGGAGACGGUGGGGCGACCUGCACCCCCGGAAGCAGUUAUGGAUGAAGACAAUGAGGAAGAUAACGACCCUCAUCAUCACGAGCUGUCGGCCAUCAACGAGCUUCCGGAGCGAGAGCGCUCGGACGACAAAGACAGCACGAGCGCCUACAACACAGGUGGGGAGAGCUGCCGCAGCACGCCAUUGGUCAGCACCGAGCAGAUCCCGCCUCUCCAGGAAGAGGAAGACGAGGGAGGAAGACGACUGAUGUCUCCGCCUCUUCUCCUUCCCCUCAGCCGCCUCCCUCCUCUGAACUCACCCCUCACCCCGCGGCGUCACCGGAGGGAGAGAGACAGAGAGCGCCGCCACUCCAACCUCAGCUGCUCCUUCUCCCCCAGCACGUACAGGAAGUACGAAAUAGCCAAUGGCAACGUGGCAAACGGCUCAAGCUCCACGCCCUCCACGCCCUCCAAGUUCAGGUCUCUGACCAGAGAGGCAGGGUCAUCUUCACGAAGAGGCAUGGCUGAUGGAGGGCGGGGCUCCAGAGCAGGUUGCACUACCGGAGGAGGAAGUGCAGAGUCCAGUCCCUAUUUCGCCAGGAGACACCAGAGCCACCACAAACCUCUGGAGCGCUACCAGAGCUGCAUGACCCUCCCCUCCGAGGGCCUUGUGGAGCCUCUGGACGGUGGUAGGGACAGAGCCAGGGUGGAGGCCGAGGAGAGGGGGAUGGGGACGGGCAGCAGCGGCCCCGGCAGCCCCAGGAGUGUGAACAGCGCCCCCUGUGGUUUGGAGGACCGAUACACUCGCGCCUCGCGGUUAGGACUGGCUUUACCGCUCGGGAUGACGCACUCAUCGCCGACUGCCUCCCCACAACGCAUGGAGUGGAAGGUAAAGAUCCGAAGCGACGGCACUCGAUACGUAGCCAAGCGUCCGGUCAGGGAUCGCCUGCUGAAGGCCAGAGCCAUAAAGAUCAGAGAGGAGCGCAGCGGCAUGACCACCGACGACGACGCUGCCAGUGAGAUGAAGCAGGGCCGUUACUGGAGCAAAGAGGAGAGGAAGCAGCAGAUGCUGAGAGCCAGAGAGUACCGACGGCGACGAGAGUUCAUGAUGCAGAGUCGCCUGGAAUACCUCAAGGGAGACAGGGACACUUCAACGACAGACCUUCAUUCCUCGCAGCUCCACGCCCGUCAGGACUCCCCCUGCAACAACAUCCUGUUACUGAGCCAGAAGAAGACCACCAAGAAGAGGAACCGGCGCAUCCUCGACAACUGGAUCACCAUCCAGGAGCUGCUGGCUCAUGGCUCCAGGUCUCCAGACGGGAAGAAAAUAUACAACCCUCUUCUCUCCGUGACCACGGUGUGACCGGAGGAAAGAGAAGAGGGACAAAGAGGGAAGACACUGACGACACUACUAUGAUAUCUAAGCUUGAACUUUAUAUGAGCAGGAAGAUAGAAAGAAAACUUGACAUGGUCGAAUUUAAAGAGAUUUUAAACUGUACAGGAAAGAUCUACUUCAAACUGUGCCAUGAACUGUCUUUGAUACUGACUCCAAGAGCAAUUACAAAUGGGAGAAUUAAAGGGAAGAUGCAAGUUAACAAGAGGAAGCAGUAUUUGGACAAAGUGCAGGAAGGAGAUACCUAAAAUGUCUCUAAAGGACUGAAAUCUCACAGCAAUCCGGAUUAACCCUGAAACCCUGUGCUAGUGUUACUUAAAAGACAUGUCUUAAAGGCUGGAUCUGGAAGGUACUUACACUACAACUGCAUAUAAACUCAAAUGAAAUGGACCUUGAGAGACACUUUUUUGUGCAAACUGAGAUAAAUAUGCGUCAGUGUGACAUUGUGCAAACUUUGGACUUGUUGAAUCUUGCUCAUAAACGUACAGAGAAAGGGAAAAUUAGGAGCAUUGGAGGAAAAUAGUUGGAGUUCCUGCUGGUUUCUGAUUAAUGAGAAGCUCAGCUGAACAUCUGUUUCCGGUUAUAGUUUAGCUAUUACUUACAUUAUACUUUGAGGCAACAACAGGAUUUACUUUCUGUCCGAGGAAAAUUAAAACAAGGUAAGGAAAUGCCGACUUGAUCAGUGUCUUCCCUGUUUCAAUUCUGCAUUAUGAUGAAAGGCUUCCCGGUACACAAUAUGGAGUAAGGACACUGAGAGGCUGAACCCAGUGUGGAGACGGGAUUAAAUCCUUUGAGACAGAACUUUUGAACUUUUCAUAUUUUGUUUCAGUAUAAAAAGGAAACUUCAGAGAAAGUCGGGUGAGUUUUUGACACAAUAGUCAUAACAUUAUAAUGAAAUACUUUAUUUAUGCACACUUGGGGAGAUUCUACUAUUGAUCAACCUUCAGUACUCAACCAUUAUGUGCAUUAAAGGAUCCCGGUCUCCUAAAAAUUAAGUUUCCAAACAACUAAACGCAGGACUGAAACCAAAACUCAGCAAUGACUUAUUUUACAAACAUUAAGUUGACCUUUUAAGCCAAAACUGGAUUUUUAAAAAUUAAACCUGAGUGGUGUUGUUGUCUAAACACAACCUGUUUGUGUCGUUUAAUUGAGAAUGCAGUUUCGUUGUAUAGAAACAUGCUUUUGUAGAAGACAGGGGGGACUUCUCUUUUGCCUUUAUUUUACUCUGGUGUAUCAUUUUGUAAAAUAACUUUCCCAGAAUGCCUUUUAAAAACUCCUGAGGGGAAACGAAGACGCCUAGCUCCGCGGUUUUUUAUCUGCUUCAUGUUUGAUACUUUUUUUUUUACCUUAUUCCAUUAAAUUAAUCAUAUAAAGACAUUUAUAUUUAGUUGCUUACGGGUGUUUCCCCUGCAGCAGGAUAUUCCACAGUGUGGUCGGGGCUUCAUUGUGUUGGACCUGUGUAUAAUAGGACAUUAAUAUUGAAUAAUGAAAUGCAUGAAUUAAGUAUUGAACAUUGUGGGGUAUUGGACAUCAUUCUUGAAUCUAAUGUGGUGUAGUGUAAAACGCCAUGUGCAGAAAGUUUUAGUAGUGAAAGUGCAAAAAAAAGCAGAGUUAAUUAAAUUAAAAUAAAGUGAAAUAAGAUGUUUAUUCACUGGUCUUUCUUUCACUAACAGCCCAUGUGCAGUUGGACUCCUGUAUUUAGUUCCAGAACAUAGUGACAUCAAUUUGUAACAAUCGCCUCUAUUGGGUAGUGCUCCAACACAUUGUGCGUGAUAGGCUAAGGGGCGGGACAGCUCUAAAGGGUUGACCAAUCACAACAAAACUAACCCAUCAGCGCAGACUGGACUCUGGUUUCAGACGGAGGGUGAAAACAGGUGCUGCAGCCCCCUUUGAUAUCAUUUUGGCAGAGGGCAUGAAUGAUAUGUAGUCAUCUCAGUACUGCGGCCAUGUUGUCUGUGACUCGUUAAGCUUCUUAAAGGAUAAGAAAGAGAUGCAGUCAGCAGGCCAAACAGUCAGUGUCAAUAGGCUCGAAGCUGAGAAAACAAAUAGUAGUGUGAGAUGUUUCGGUUUUACUGGAGACCGCAAAGUGAUCGUGAUUAAAACCACUUCCUCUCUAACUGGGAAGUUCUUAACUUAUCUUUAAAGUUCAGCAGGUGGACUUCAAGACGACAUUCAAAUGGAAAAUGAAGACAUUAUUUUGUCCUGCUCCGAAUAUAAAACAAACACCGUCUUGGUUGUGUAUUCAUGUUAAACAAUAAACAUAAAUCUGGAAUAAGAAAGAGGAUCUAUCUGCCAAUCCAAAAUGGAGACAGAUAAAGGAUUCAUGGAUAGUAUCUACAACUGAUGAUGAUGUAGUAAUACAAUUCUAAGAUAAAGGUAAACACAUACUACUU
Molecule: messenger RNA, 6412 nt
Organism: Eleginops maclovinus (Patagonian blennie)
Lineage: Eukaryota; Metazoa; Chordata; Actinopteri; Perciformes; Eleginopidae
Product: PDZ domain-containing protein 4-like
Exons: 17
Coding region: 825-3989 (1054 amino acids)
Molecular function (GO): protein binding
Source: RefSeq, a predicted model, not a curated record